Messenger RNA from Dermatophagoides pteronyssinus (European house dust mite), 901 nucleotides. RefSeq lists its product as uncharacterized. Lineage: Eukaryota; Metazoa; Arthropoda; Arachnida; Sarcoptiformes; Pyroglyphidae. The record is from RefSeq and is a predicted model, not a curated record.
GGUGUCUUUUGCUUAUUUCUAACCAUUUGAACAUUCAUCAAUUUUUUUUUGAAAAAAAGGACAAUAACAAUAAAAAUGAAAACUUUAAAUUUUUUAUUUGUAAUCGGAUGUUGUUUUGCAUUCGUUUCCAUAAUCGAUGCUGCACGUUCAUCAAAACGAUCUAAACGUGAUCAAUGUGGCAAAAAUGAAUUGAAUCAAAUGGAUAAAUUAUUGGCAAGUGUUUUACCAUUUGAUGAUCCAAAGGUAAAACCACCUGAAACGAUUGAAGAUAUUCCACAAUUUUGUCUUCAUUAUGGCGAUGUUUUGACCAAAAUCGAAUCAUUGAAUAAACGAUGUAUGAAAGAAACACAACGUAAUGUUAUCGCUGUAAUGAUUUAUAAUAUUAAACAAUCAACACGUGGCAUAUGUUCGAAAAAAGCAAUUCAAUCGAAAAAAUUAACACCAGCUAAAAAGAAUUUUCUACAAUUAAAUCGUUGCAUAAAUGGUGGUUCUAAACAACUGAAACAAUGUUCGGAUACAAUGGCCGGUUAUCUAACAGCAAUUGAAAAAGUUCCCAAAACACAACGUAUUCCAAUGUUAUGCUGCGAAAUGAUCAAAGGACGUGAUUGUUUUCAUAAUGCACUUCGAUCAGGACCGAAUUGCAAUACACCCGAAUUUGACAAAACAUUAGGCGAAAUUGUAAAAUCUGUUGGUGGUGGUGGUGAAAGUCAAUUACGUUCGAUUUGUGGUGAUUUUACAACCAAAGCUAAAUGUUCAAAAGUAAAACUUCCUAAACGACAAGCACCAAAAGAUCAAAAAUCAUUCAUACAAACGGCCUUACAUUUAUUGGGAGAUUUGUAAACUUAGAAUGAACAAAAGGUUUUUUUUAACAAUUCAAGAAUUUUUAUUGAUUGAUUAAAAA